CCGUCUUGUCCGCUCAUCAGCAGCAGAACCCGGAAGACUAGCAGUCCAAUAUGGUUGGCCUUUCUCACACCGCCGCUCGCGUUGUCGUUUCGGCGUGCAAUUUCAUAUCUUGGGUCUCGUCGAUCAUCGUCGUCGGCAUCACAGGCUACCUUAUCAACAACUACACGAAUGACAUGAGACUUAUAUACUGGAUGGUCAUCUCCACAAUGACACUUGCUUUCUGGAUACCGUCCUUUAUACUUCCGUGGCUCAGCCGCGACCGAUACCAUCCCUGGUACUUCCCACUGAAUCUCAUUUUCUCCUAUCUCUGGCUUACGGCCUUCAUCUUCGCGGCUCAGGCCUACAAUCGCGGCCCGUGCCGCUUCGACUCACCCCGUGGCGCCCGCUGUUCCCUCAAGAGAGCGAACGAGGCGUUCAUGUUCAUCCCUUUCUUCUUCAUGUUGGUCGCCGUUGUUGCCGAUUUCUUGGCCAGGGGGGAGGAUCGGCCUACCCGUACACAUCCCGAAAAGGACGUGAGGCCGUCGGCUGACACGAGUGCUACUACAGGCCACGUCUGAAGUGAGCCGGCGCUCGUGUCAGUCCACGGCCGCUGUUUGGAGUGAGCAAUGAAAAAGAGGGCUAAUUUGAACGCCGAAUAUCGCGUCGACGGCGGUUAUGCUAUACAGAAAAGGCAAUCUUCCUUCAGUUGGGUGUCUGUUUUAUGUCGA
Molecule: messenger RNA, 707 nt
Organism: Westerdykella ornata
Lineage: Eukaryota; Fungi; Ascomycota; Dothideomycetes; Pleosporales; Sporormiaceae
Product: might be a transmembrane protein
Exons: 2
Coding region: 51-557 (168 amino acids)
Cellular component (GO): membrane
Source: RefSeq, a predicted model, not a curated record